Molecule: messenger RNA, 2568 nt
Organism: Fusarium verticillioides 7600
Lineage: Eukaryota; Fungi; Ascomycota; Sordariomycetes; Hypocreales; Nectriaceae
Exons: 7
Coding region: 1-2568 (855 amino acids)
Biological process (GO): peptide catabolic process; proteolysis
Cellular component (GO): cytoplasm
Molecular function (GO): metalloaminopeptidase activity; zinc ion binding; peptide binding
Source: RefSeq, a predicted model, not a curated record
AUGGAGAACGAAGAGCGCAUCCUCCCGUCGAUCAGUGUCACGCCUAUUUCAUACGAGAUCAGACUCCAUCCUGAUUUCGACGAGGAGAAAUUCCAAGGCUUUGUCAUAAUCAGCUGCACCGUGAUUGGCACCUGCUCAUCUCUUGAAUUGCAUUCCAAGUCAAUCAGGGUAAAGAAAGCGCUCGUCAAGUUCAAGAAUGAUCGCUGGGACGUUCUGGAUACACUGAGCUACAACGAGGCACGUUACACUUUGACAAUCGAACUCCCCAAAGAGAUUUCCCCAGGGGACUCAAACCAACUUGCAAUUAUCCUUUGCUACACCGGCAAGUUUCGCGGCGAUUCGACUGGGCUCUACCAGGCGAGCUAUGAGACAUAUGAUGGUGUGAAGCAUCGCAUUGCGGCCACAGCGCUGGAGUCGACAUACGCGGAAGAGGUCUUCCCCUGUUUUGGCAAUUCUUUCACGGAAGCCGAGUUCACCCUUUCCGUCGUCGUAGACGAGUCUUUUGUCACCGUUUCGAAUAUGCCCGUGCAAACCACUUCGACCGUGGAGCAUUAUUCUAAGAAGAUGGUAACAUUUCACAAGAGCGUUUCGAUGCCGACAUAUCAUCUCUUUCUGGUAGCCGGACCCCUGGCCGAGGUGAAAUGCACCAACAGCAGGAUCCCCAUGUCUGUCUUUUGCCCUCUCGGCACUGAAGAGCAGGCUACAUUUGCAGUGGACCUCGCAGCCCAAGGCUUUCAGUUCUUCGAAGACUGCUUCGGCCUACCAUACCCGCUCCCAAAGCUCGAUUUGAUCGCCGUUCCAGAAUUCUCCACGCACACGCGGUCUUGGGGAGCAAUCAUCUUCAGCGCAGCAAACCUUUUGCUCGACCCAGAAGGCUCUACUCUAGAUAAGAAGAAGAGUGUCGCAGAGGUAAUCCUUCGUGAGAUCUCUUACAUGUGGAUCGGUAACCUGGUUAGAAUGAGAUCCUGGGAUGCCCUGUGGAUGGAGGAAAGUUUCGCUACUUUUAUGUCGUGGUACGCGGCGGACAAGAUGUUUCCAAGCUGGCAUUUCUGGCAUUCCUACAUCGCCAAUAUCCUUCAGGAAGCGCUGAGCCAAGACUCCCUUGACGGCAGUCAUGCAGUCGUCGACGCGGAGCGGCUAUAUGACGAGAUCUCUUUUCAGAAGGGCUCGUGUAUCUUUUGGAUGGUUCUACACAAUCUGGGCGACACCAAAUUCUUCGACGGCGUGAAGCUGUAUCUCAGACGUCACCAGUUCCAGCACACCAGGCCGAAUGACCUUUGGACGGCCUGGGAGGAGCUUACCGGCGAACCUAUGGCAGCGAGCAUGAGUGUCUGGACCAAGGAGGCCGGUUUCCCACUCGUUCGAGUGUCUGAGAUUCUCGACGAGAGUGGCGGUGUUCGACUCUUCCAGCAACGCUUCUUGGCCAGCGGUGUGGCAAAGGAAGAAGAUGCGGCAUCUGAUACAAUCUAUCCACUCAGGAUUGCAAUCCGGCAGCCACACGGAGUUGAAACUGUUGACAUGAAUACAAGGGAGCUCAUUCUUCCUCCCUCUGACGGCCUAUUCAAAGUCAACGUGGACCAUGGGAGCUUCUUUCGCACUUCCUACUCACAUGAACUACUCACAGGUCUACUCGAGGAGGCUUCAAAGGGAAACCUCAGCCUUCGCGACUGCAUCGGAUUAUCGUGCGACCUGGAAGCUUUGGUUGCCGCAGGAGUGAAUAGGACCAGCGAACUGCUCGAUCUCAACGUCAAGUUUGCUAAACUAGACUCAUUCUAUGUUUGGGAAAUUAUCGACCGCAACCUCAGAUCCAUUCAGUCUAUCUACAAGUUUCACGGGCCUGGAUUGAAUGAGGCUCUUCAGAAAUUGACCAGGGACGUUAUCGGUCCCAAGGCUGAGGAACUUGGGUGGACCAUCUCGAAGGAUGAUGACGAGAACCUCAUCACGUUCAAGACAUCGAUGUUCGGUGGUGCGGGCCUUGCAGGACACCCCAGUGUCGUCUCAGCCGCAAAGGAACUCUUUGCAAAACGCAUGGCUGGCGACGAAAAUGCAAUCCCAGAGUCACUAUGGCGUGGGGUCUUUAGAACCGUCGCAGCCCACGGCGGCCUUGAAGAACUCCAAAGCCUCGUCGAUCUCUGGGAGAAUUCCUCUGAUGAGCACGAACAGUAUCUUGCCUUGCAAAGUCUCGGACGGGCAUCCAAUGCUGAGCUUAUGAAAUGGGUUCUCAGCCACCUGCUGACCGACACUGUCAAGAACGAGGACAUGUUCUACCUCAUUUGGCUGAUUCGUGAUACGGCUCAUGGCGCGAUUGAGCUUUGGGAGUGGACCAAGCAUAACUGGGAGAGAGUUGAGGAGCAGGGUCCGGAUGAUAUUGCGCCAGAGUUCCUUAGGCUUGCUCUUGAGGGUCUGCAUACCAAGGAUCAAAUUGAGGACGUGAGAGCAUUCUUUGGCGGGCGCGAUACGAAGAUUCCGAUUGAGCAGAACUUGGAGGGCAUGGAGAACCGGAGAUCAAGGGCUGAACGUGACACCUCCGAUGUUCGUUCGUGGUUGGAGGGGCAUGGGUAUCUGUAA